AGAAGUCCGUCGCUCCUUUGAGUUAAGUAUACCCAAUCGAAUCAUGACUGAGUACAGUUCUCAGAGCCAAACUGAAAGUGAUAGCGAUGAGGGACCGGAACCGGAUGUGGAGCAGGCCAGAACCGGUGGUUCCUCGGAUGAUCUGACCAGCAACGAGUGGCUGAGCUUGCACGGAUUUCCAUCCGGCACCGAUGAUGAAUUGCUGGCCAUUUUCUCACGCUUCUGUUCGAUGAACGCGCAUCGCAAAAGGAAGAAUGGUCUAGAGCUGAGAUUCGCAACCGCGGAGCAUCUGCAGCUGGGCGUUCUAAUGGCCAAGCGUCUGGUGGUGUGCAACGUGCAGAUCCACUGGCAUGUGGGUCGUAUGGAGGAUGAUCCAUCCCUUAAUCCCAAGCCAUCAAGGGAGCGAAGUACGGCCGGUGGACUUGGCGUUUUUGGCAAGUUGCGAAGGGCAUUCGCCAAUUAUUUUCACUAGCAUUACCAUUAAUAUUGUUCAAAGGAAUUGUUGCUGUAUAAGAAAAGCUUCUUAGUUAUCUCAAUGGCUAUACAAAUUUUGAAUUAUUCCUUUUGAUUCCAAACUAAGGAAUUUGUAAUAUUUGCUUUGGAGUAACAAAAGUUCAUUUAUAAUACAAAACAUUCAUCAUU
Drosophila melanogaster (fruit fly) is the source of this 642-nucleotide messenger RNA. RefSeq lists its product as uncharacterized. The record is from RefSeq and is marked reviewed. The transcript has a single exon. The coding region runs from base 44 to 472 and encodes 142 amino acids. NCBI's taxonomy places the organism in Eukaryota, Metazoa, Arthropoda, Insecta, Diptera, Drosophilidae.